AUAUUAUUAUAUUAUAUAGUAUCGUUUAUAGCGUUUAGAAGAACAUAUUGUAUUAUUGUAAUGCAUAUAUUAUUGUUAUCAGAGUUAUCAAUCAUUUAAGUUUCAACCGCAUUUAUGGGUACUUAUAACGUUGAUUCGCAAAGCUUUCGUAACUACAAAACAACUAUAAUAGGUUAUACCUAUUCGAGCGAAUGUUAUCAGCUGCCGUUAUUAUCUAUAUUAUUACGAAUUAUCAUGACGGACUUCCAAGCGACCUACUCGCGGUCGAGCCAAAUCGCAGCUCUCGACGUGUCUUCGGCAUAAUAUUGCAUUAACUAACUUUGAACUUUGACUUCUUAAGUCUGCGCGUGGUGCCUCCACACACUCGGCCGUCGUGCAACGGUUAAAACGCCAAAUCGUGAAAACAUAAAAACCAGAAAAGCGUUUCGUGACGCAUAUCAUUACACGCACGCACAUAUACACACAAUAGCCAUAAUAUAUAGUAAAAUAUUAUUAUGAUAAACGCUGCACAUACACAACAUUAUUGUAACAUUAAACUGCACGGGCACACACUCACACGCACACUCGAGGCAGUGUCGUAUUUUAGUGGGUUGUGAGGAUAUGGGUGGAUCCCCCCACGGUUGAGCCUAGAUUUUUUUUUAAAUUGUCGAAUAAGCAUUAUAAAUAAAAUGAAAAAUUGAUUUUAUUACUAGGUAUUGAAAAAAAUCAAUUUAAUAUUCUUAAUCGUAGGGGGUACGCCCCCGACCCUCCUGUCUAUUUAAAUAAUAUUACAUGCCACUGAUACGGAGACACGAUGCAAGACCAAGACACCCGAUAAUUAAAAAUUAUCACACACUUGGCCACUCCCCAUCCAACAGGAAUCAAGCUCGUACAAAACCAUAAUAUUUAUCAUUAUUAUUAUUUUUAUUAUUAUAAUGCCCACCGCGCCGCGAUGGUGAGGGAGGGUUGUGCCGCCGUCGCGGCCGCCGCGAUCGCAGCCGCCGCCGCCGCCGUUCGAAGCUCGCAACCAGUGAGCAACACUCCAGUCUCGAUUACAGUGCCGUCGCGUUCGCCCUGACGGUCACCAGUGCGCGUCCGCGGUGGACAUUUUUUACGCUCGUCAUUGUGUGCCGUCUGUCGGUUUUCCUCUUUGCACUGUUUUAUAUACAUAUAUAAUAUAUACAUAUUGUAUUAUAUACAUAUAUUUAUAUACACACACCUAAGUAUACGAUAGCGAUAUCUGACGAUGGCACGUGCGCGAGAGUCGUCAAGGUUUUAACAUCCGAUCGCGCGAUUUCGGAAGAAAACAUAUUACAAUAUUUCGAUCUAGUGCCGACAAUUACCAGUUUUCAGCUAUACAGGCGUAGCGGGCACAGCUUCCGCGUCCAUGAGUCGGUCGUCGUCCAGCGACAGCUGCAGGGGCGGUGGCGGCAGUGGUGACGAAAACGAACGGCCCGCAUAGUCGGCCGCCACGCAGAAUCAGUGGCGGACUAGUGGCGACCGAUCGGCCGACCGACCGACCGACCAACGACGACGGUAGUACAUAAUAUAGUGAUAUAAGCAACGGCAGUGAUCGUACAGUGGCGACGAAAUGGCACACAUGGAAGCAGACUUGGACUCGGGGCUGGCGACAUGCAGCGACCUGCCCAGUUGCAGCGAAGUCCUGUGCCCGGUGGUGGUAAAAACCGAAGUUCCCACUCUCAAGCAGCACUACUACCCGGAAGGUGGAUGGGGAUGGAUUGUCGUGGCCGUGUCGUUUGCUGUGCACGUCCUCAACCAAGGGUUGCACAUGUCCUCCGGUGUCAUGCUGCCGAUUGUCGCGCGCAAUUUCCCUCACGCCUCAUUCGGAUCGGCAGGAUGGCUGGGAGCAAUGUCCACGGGAGUGGCGCUGUUGCUGUCGCCGGUGACGAUAGCGUUUUGCCGGCGGAAAUCUACAAGACUGACGGCCGUCAUGGGCGGCCUGAUCACCGCGCUGGGAUGUCUCUUCACAAGUUUCGCCACGCAGUUCCAUCAAUUAUUCUUCAGCUACGGCACCGUCAUCGGGAUCGGAGUGGGCAUGACCAGGGAUUGUUCCACGCUGAUGGUGGCGCAGUAUUUCAAGCGGAAACGUGAGUUCGUCGAGAUAUUCAUCGUGUCCGGCAGCGGGAUGGGCAUAGCCGUCAUGUCGAGCUUCAUCAAAGGAGCCAUAAGCGCCAUCGGCUGGCGACUUGGACUCCAGCUGGUCACCGCCACGGUGUUCACCACGUUCCUGUUGGGCACGUGCUACAGGUCGGCGUCGCUGUACCACCCGCAGAGACGGGCCAUCCUGCACCUGAAGAACCAGAAGCGGAAGAUCAAGGACAAGAACCGACACGACGACCGGCCGCCGUUCCUCGACUUCACCACGCUCCGCAGCAAGACCGUCCGAAUCCUGCUCGUGUCCACCGGCAUCAGCGCGUUCGGCAUAAACACUCCGAUAUUCUACCUGGCUCACCAGGCCGAAGAGGACGGACUCGGCGACUCGGCGCUGACGUUGCAGGUGCACAUGGGACUCGCGUGGACGGUGGGCUGCGUGGCGUUCGGGCUGAUCGUCGUCCGGAACUCGGUGGAGUGUCGGAUCGCCAGGCAGUACCUGUGCCAGGCGUCCGUGUUCAUGUGCGGCGUGUCCAUACUGGCGCUGACCACGGUCCGCGGUGACCGGCAGGGGUACGUCAUGUUCGCCUGGGUGUACGGCAUGUUCUGCGGCGGGUACCAUUACUCGCUCAAGAUGUACACGUACGAGAGGGUCCGGGCCCGGAACUUUGCCCGCACGUGGGGCUUCGUCCAGUGCUCGCAGGCCAUACCCAUCGCCUUGGGGGUGCCAAUAUCCGGUUACAUCAACAUCGGCUACGGCUCCAAGACGGGUUACUACUUCAGCUCGGCGUGCGUGUUGCUCGGCAGCCUGACCAUGUUCUUCAUCGAUCUGCACCGGCGGAACGUGGCCCGGCACAAGCACAACGAGUCGGGCACGAAGAAGCUGUGCGUGUCGGACUCGUGUCCGCAGCGCCGGAGGCUGUCGUUCACCGUCGAGCCCGAGGAAGUGGUGGUGAUGGAACCGCCCAUGAACAUGCAGGGCGUCGGGCUCGUCGGUGGCGCCGGCGGCUUGGGGUUGAUGAUGGGAGGGGGCGGAAGCGGUGGCAGUGGUGGCAGCGGCGGGGGGGGCGGCGGACCCAACGACAAGCCCGAGCUGACUUGCAUCUCCGAGGAGGGCAUCGCCGACAUGGAUCUGCCCGACAACCUGCUCGACGACCUCGACUACAUCGGCGACUGCAUCACGUCGUGCAACAAGGUGGAGAACUACCUGAUGCUGAGCGAGUUCGAGAACAACCUGAUCGCCGAGAUGCCGGUUAUCAUGGACCGGAAGGGCCGCAGGUGGUCACUGGCCAAACAGGCGGAAGAAGAGACGCCCAGGGGCGGCAAGUGGCGGCUGGUCGCCGGACACAACAGUAGGAUGAUCACUGUCAUCGACGAGGCGUCCGUGUAAAACGACCGCUCGUAAUAAUAUUUUAUAUUCAUAUUAUAUUGUAUUAUUAUUAUUAUUAUUUUUUUUUUUUUAUUAUUAUUAUUGUUGAAGAUGUGUUCAUUUUAUUUUUUAUUUAUUUGUUUACUAUUAUAUUAUUUUAUUUUAUUAAAUUGUAAAGUGACACAUUAUACGUUUGGGGGUCGUUGGCGUUACACGAAUGUUUGCGGCGAUCGUUUUUGUAAUAAAAAAUAGUAUAAUAAUAUACUUUAAGCGAAUAUACAUUAACGGAAAACAGUUGACGUUAUUGGAUCUUUUUUAUUGUAUAAAAUUAUUUUUUUAUUUAUAUACGAAUACAGUAGUGAGUAAUUGUCUAAAUUAAAUCACAUGUUUGCCCCUUAAAUAAAAUUUUUUAUACUUAAUCGAUAUCUGAUAUCUAUUAGGUAU
Messenger RNA from Acyrthosiphon pisum (pea aphid), 3904 nucleotides. RefSeq names its product monocarboxylate transporter 2. Bases 1571 to 3481 code for a protein of 636 amino acids. Gene Ontology annotation, biological process: transmembrane transport. Gene Ontology annotation, molecular function: transmembrane transporter activity. The transcript is spliced from 7 exons. The record is from RefSeq and is a predicted model, not a curated record. Lineage: Eukaryota; Metazoa; Arthropoda; Insecta; Hemiptera; Aphididae.